Molecule: messenger RNA, 9480 nt
Organism: Nannospalax galili (Upper Galilee mountains blind mole rat)
Lineage: Eukaryota; Metazoa; Chordata; Mammalia; Rodentia; Spalacidae
Gene: Pcnt
Product: pericentrin
Exons: 45
Coding region: 101-9454 (3117 amino acids)
Biological process (GO): signal transduction
Molecular function (GO): molecular adaptor activity
Source: RefSeq, a predicted model, not a curated record
GACGGCGAGUGGGUGAAGGGAGGGAGUGUAAAUAGAGUGAAGGCGACUCUGCGUCGGUCCCGCCGCCUCCGGAGUGACUGACGAGGAGCCCGGCAAGGAGAUGGAUAAAGACGAGCAAGAGCAGCGGCGCAGGAAGGUGGAGGCUGGGCGAGCCAAGCUUGCUAACUUCCGACAGAGAAAAACAAAAGGUGACGGUCCGCAUUCGAAGAAAAAGACGGCGAAGAGGAAGAGUUCGGCUGUCAAUGCGCCUGUCCCGGAGGAGAGUCCGGUAGCUACUCACAAUAGCAGGCUCCCUGGAGGAGGGAUUGUUUGCAAAAGCAAGUCAUGCAGCGACGAAUUGGAGGGGGCCAGAGGAGCAUCUGCAGCUCAGGAACAGCAAGUUGAUGAACUGGUUGAGACUGACCAGCAGGAGCAACUGCCUCUGCCACCAUCCCAGACAGCCCAUAGCCUUGAGCUAGAAGCACUGCGCCUGAGCCUGAACAACAUGCAUACAGCACAACUAGAGCUGACACAGGCCAACCUGCAGAAGGAAAAGGAAACAGCAUUGACGGAGCUGCGGGAGAUGCUUAAUGGCCGGCGAGCACAGGAACUGGCACUGCUGCAGAGCAGACAACAGUGUGAAUUGGAGCUGGUACGGGAGCAGCAUGUCCGUGAGAAGGAAGCGAUGGUGAUUCGCUAUGGGCAAGAAACAGCUGAGCUGAAGGAGAAGUUACGAUCAGAAAUGGAGAAAAACAUGCAGAUGAUAGAGACUCUGAAGCAAGACUGGGAAUCUGAAAGAGAAUUAUGCUUGGAAAAUCUACGGAAAGAAUUAUCUGCAAAGCACCAGUCAGAAAUGGAGGGUUUGCAAAACCAGUUUCAGAAGGAAUUGGCAAAACAGAGGGAUGAGUUAGAGAAGAUUUUUCAAGCCAAACAACAGGCUGAAGUUUCCCUGAAGAACCUAGAGGCUCAGCACCAAGUAGCCAUUAAGAAGUUACAAGAAGAUCUUCAGUCAGAACAUUGUCAGUAUUUAGAAGAUUUGGAAUUGAAAUUCAGAGAAAAAGAAAAAGAAAAAGAGUUGGAGUUAGAGAAUCUUCAGGCAUCCUAUGAAGAUCUGAAGGUCCAGUCACAAGAAGAAAUCAGAUGCCUGUGGUCCCAGCUUGAGUCUAUGAGAACCAAGAGAGGGGAACUGAACGGGUCAUGGGAGCCACUCCUAGCCCAAGAAUCUCACCUGGAUGAGCUAGAGCAUCUGCGGUUGGACUUUGCCCAGCAGCAACAGCAAGAGAGAGCCCUGCACGAAUCAGAACUGGAGCACCUGAGGGUCUAUUUUGAGAAGAAGUUGAAGGAUGCUGAGAAGACAUACCAGGAAGACCUGACUCUGUUCCAGCAAAGAUUGCAGGAGGCAAGGGAGGAUUCUCCCCUGGAGUCUGCAGAAACCAGUUCAUCCUGUGUAUUUCCAGAAGAGACAUCUGUCAGAGAAAGAAAGGAACAACCUGAUCAACUUGAUUUUCAACUUGAACAGCCAAAGGACAACCUGGCAUGUUUACAAACAGGACUGGAAGAAGACCCCAUGUACAAAACAGAAGCACUGAGCUCUUCCCUCAAUUUCCAACUCAACGAUGAAAAAUCAGACAGUUGCUACUUGAGGCCUGAAGAGGUAGAACGGGAGAGGCUCCCACUUGUACUUUCAGACCAGCAUAGCCAAGAGCUUGUACAGGUUCAUCUCCAGGGUUUACAGGACAUGUCUUUGGAGAUAGAUGCACUGGUGGCUGCCAGAAUCCUGUGUUUGGAAGCUGAACACAAAGUUAAACUUUCACUUCUUCAAACUGAACUCAAGGAAGAAAUUGAACUCUUAAAAAUAGAAAACAGAAAUUUACACGAGAAAUUGCAGCACGAGACCCGUCUGAAAGAGGACCUGGAAAGCGUAAAACGUAGUCUAGUUGAAGAUUACCUGGAAAAACUAAAUAAAGCUGAGGAAAAGAUCCAGCUAAUGAAACAAGAGUUCAAAAAAAAGGAAGCAGAGUGGGAACUUUCACAUAAGGACCUAAAGAGAGAAGCUGAAGAGAGAUUAACCUCCAUGCUCCUCGAGCUGAGAGAAAAGGCUGAGUCUGAGAAGCAGACCUUAAUAAACAGGUUUGAGCUUCGGGAGUCUGGCAUGAGGCACCUUCAGGACCAGCAAGCUGCCCAGAUCCUGGACCUGGAGAGAUCUCUAAUGGAGCAGCAGGGCCGCCUACGGCAGCUGGAACAAGAACUCACUGGGGAUGAGUCUCUGCCCUGUGGCCAGUGUGGCCAGGAGCCCCUUGUGGCCCAGGAUGGGGAGCACACUCUGCUCCUCCGUGAGAAGGAGGACUAUGCCCUCCAGCUGAUGUUGGCCCGGAACAGGUUUUUGGAAGAGCGUAAAGAGAUCAUGGAGAAGUUUGCCAAGGAACAAGAUACCUUCCUGCGAGAUGCCCAAGAGAAGCACUCCUGUGAGCUCCAGUUCUUGCAUCAAGAACACCAGCAGCAGCUUUUGUCUUUGAGAACAGAGCUUGAGACUAAGCACCAGUCUGAGCUUGCUGAGCAGAGGGCCUCACUGGAGAGCAAGCAGCAGGUACUCCUUGAGACUCACGUGACUGAACUUCAGGUGAAACAUGCGGCUGAAAUCAGUGCUUUGGAGAUGAGACAUUUGUCAAAUUUGGAUGCUCUGGAAUCCUGUUACCUGGCAGACAUUCAGACUAUUCGGGAUGAGCACAGAAGGGCUCUGGAGCUUUUGAGGUCAGAGCUUGAGGAACAGCUGCAGAAAAAGAACUCUACUCACAAAGAGUUUUUGACCCAGGAGUUGGAAAAACUUAAGCUGAAACAUGAUGAGGAGCUUCAGUCUGCAAAGAAUAGCCUGAGAAUUGAAAUGAGUCCUAAACAUACACAGACGCUCCAAGCCCUAGUGACUCACUUGCAAGGUGCACACCAGAAGGAACUGGCCACAGCCCGGCAUGAUCAAAGGCUAGAAGAGGAUAGGGGCACAGCCUUGGAUAGUUUGGGUGCCAAGGUAGUGCUGCCAGAGUGCCCACAUAAAGCUGUGCUGCAGGAGCUGGGAGACCCACAAACACCUGAGGAGCAGAAGCCACGAAAAGAACUGGCCAAGCCCCAGGAGCUGCAGGCAUCACAGGAACAGGCUGCACAGCUGAAAGGCCAAGUCUUAUCCCUGAGUCAGGAGAUAGAAGAGUGCCGGGCUGAGCUUGAGAGGCUGCAGCAGAGGCGUGAGAGGGAGAACCAGGAGGGUACCACUCUGAUCUGCAUGCUCAGGACUGAUGUGGACCUGUCUCAGAGUGAAGGGAAAGCACUCCGAGAUGCUCUGAGGAGGCUGCUUGGUUUGUUUGGAGAAACUCUGAAAACAGCUGUCACUCUGAAGAGCCGGAUCAGUGAACGUGUGGGACUCCUCCUGGACCGUGUUGGUGCUGCAGAUACAAGCCAGACGCCAGUAGCAGCUCCAGCCUCUGACGAUAUGUGGUCUGACAAUACUCUACUAGAGGUAGACAGAACUUUACCUGAAGGGGCAGAGAUGUCUUCGGUGUCCGAAAUUAGCAGUCAUGUAUGUGAAAGCUUUUUUAUGAGCCCUGAAAGCACACUAGAAUGUGAACAGCCGAUUAGGAGAGUAUACCAGAGCCUCGGCAUGGCUGUGAAUGGCCUUCUGGAGAUGGCCCUGGACUCCUCCAAACAGCUAGAGGAAGCACGCCAGCUCCACUGUCGUGUCGAGAAAGAGUUCCGUCAUAAGAAUGAGGAGAUGGCACAAACUCUGCAGAAGCAGCAAGAGCUGCUGGAACAUCUGAUGGAAGAAAAUACAGCCAAGGCUGAGCUGGCACUGGAGUUACACACAGCUGAGGGCCUCCUUGAAGGAUUCAAGGUGGAGAAAGCAGAUCUGCAGGAGGCACUGGGCCAAAAGGAAGAGUCAGAGCAACAGCUAGUCCUGGAGUUAGAGAACCUGCGGCAGCAGCUGCAACAAGCAGCCCAGGAGUUGGUUACCCUGAGGGAGGAGAAUUCUAUCUUGUGGAACCAGAAGGAAACUUUCACUAAUGAAGCAGAAGCAAGAGAAGCUGCACUACGGAAGGAAGUGGAAUCUCUAACCAGAGACCAGUGGGAGACCAAGAAGCAGUCUGAGAAGGACCGUGCCACUCUGCUCUCUCAAAUGCACAUCUUAGAGUCUGAGUUGGAGGAACAACUUUUGCAGCACCAGGGCUGUGGCAAGCUGGCUGAGGAAGUGACUACCCUGAAGCAGCAACUGGCUGCCCUAGACAAGCAUUUGCGUAGCCAGCGUCAGUUCAUGGAUGAGCAGGCGGCUGAGCGUGAGCACGAACGUGAUGAGUUCCAGCAGGAGAUUCAGAGGUUGGAGGGGCAGCUUCGUCAAACAUCCAGGCCACGGCCUCCUGGUCCCCAUGAUAGCCAGUGUGCACAGCUGGAUGAGGCGAUGGAACUGUUAGAAGAAAAACUGAGAGAAAGGCUAGAUGGAUUUAAUGAAUUGGUCAUAAAGAAAGAUUUUGCAGAUCAACAAUUGUUAAUCCAGGAAGAAGAAAUUAAACGUCUUGAGGAGACAAAUGUCAACAUACAAAGACAAAUGGCCCAGCUCCAGGAAGAACUGGAAAAACAGAAAAAAACUGUGAAGGAAUUACAAGAUGAAGAGGCACUAAAGGGACAGCAGAUGAGUGACUUACUGCUAACACCUAUAUCACAGCCUAAGCUUGAUGAAACUGGAGGCCCCAUGCUUUCUCAGGAUAGCUCUUUCAGGGGUCCAGAAGCCCAACUAGAUGUGACACAGAGGACGCUCCUUCAUCCCGAGAAUGAGGCUGUGUACAGUAGAAGCUCUGAGAUUGAAGAACUGAAAGCCAUUAUUGAAAAUUUGCAAGAAAACCAAGAACAGUUACAAAAGGAUAAAACAGAAGAAAUUGAACAGCUCCACGAAGUCAUUGAGAAAUUGCAGAGUGAGCUGACUCGCAUUGGCCCUGUGGUGCAUGAACUCAGUGACCAUCGGCCUGGCAGUCUCCACAAUGAACUGUACUGCUUCCAGGCAGAAAGUCUGGGUGGACAGGCACUACAGAAUGAACUGGAAGCUGCACUUGCAGCCAAAGACGCCUUGGGUCAGCUUUUGACUAACCAGGCACAUGGGCACAACCAGGCCCUGGAGGCACUGCAGCAGCGCCUGCAAGAUGCAGAGGAGGCUGCUGCACAGCGCCUGGCUGAGCUAGAACACUGUGUGGCCCUCAGGGAGGCUGAGGUUGAGGGCAUGGCUUCCCGGAUCCAGGAGUUUGAAGCUGUUCUGAAGACAAAGGAAGCAAUCAUUAUGCAGAGAGAUUUAGAAAUUGAUACCAUGAACAAGAAGAAAGUGGCCCAUUCCCUUGAGCUGGAGGCCAUCCUUUUAGCUUUGGUGCGUUUCCGCCAUGCCCUAGAGCAGCAGACUGUGGCUACCCCAAAUGAACCUCCAGAACUACAGCAGCUGCGAGUGCAGUGUGUUCGCCUCAGCCGCCAGCUACAGGUGUUACAUCAGCGGUUCCUGACAUGCCAGAUGGAGCUGGACCAGCAACAAGCUCUUUUUGUCCCUGGUGGCUGUCCAUACCCUUGUGCAGAUAUACAGGCCAAAUGUGAUGAUCAGUUGCAACAGGGCACUGUCAGCAGGGGACAGACCUUGACUCCCAAUGGCCAGUGUCCACAGGAUGAUCUACAGUCUGCUAAAGUCCUUGUAACACUAAAGGAUCCCUGUCUUCACAAGGCUGAAAGUAUGAUGACGGUCCUCGCAGUCUGUCAGAGGCGGCUGGAGGCAGAGAUGCUCUUAGUGAAAAAUGAAAUGUGCUGGAGCAUGGAGGAUGGCAGCAGGGUUCCUGAAGGGAUACAGGGUGAGGAAAAGCAACCAGAAGCUUGUCAACUGCACAGUGUCAAUCUCAUAGCUCAAGUGAAACAACUGCAGGAAAAAAUGAACCACCUUGUGCAUUCUAUGUCCUUCCAGGACACCAACACUGAAGAUCUUAAGUUCCAGCAGCCAAACCUGUCAGAAAAUGUUUUAAGUAAUUGUUCCCAUAAUGCUGAAGAAACAGACCUUUUACCUCCUGUUAAUGUAUUUAAUAUUGCUCAAACCACAUGGGAUGUAAUUGAUGUUACCGAAAAUCAGGAUUCUUUGAUCCAAAAUGAAACGCCAGAUUUUCCCACUCAAGCAAAGUUAACGUCACAGCAUGGGACUCUUUCCUCACAAACCAGUGUGCACAGUGGUUCCCUUUACACUGAGAAGGCUGAGCCCCAGAAGGACCCAAUGAGGGCAUUGGACUUGUCUUCCUGGAGCUCCCCCGAGGUCCUCCGGAAGGACUCAGCUUUUGAGCCCCAGCCCAGCCUCUCCCUGACACCCUGCACGGGCACAGUGAGCUUGCACAGUGCCGACACCUCCCCACAAGACUGGACAGAUUCAUUGCUGCGGGCUGAUACAUCGGGGCUGCUUUGUUACCCGGGCAAGUCAACAGGACAGGACCCACUGUGGGUGGUGGCUCCUUCAGUUGAGUACUGCCAUGUGGAAAGGACAGCUGUGGAGAAGGACGUCGAAGACUUUAUCAUAUCAUCUUUUGAUUCUCAAGAACCAUUAAGAUCCCCUCCUCCUGAAAUAGAAGGAAGAAGUGAUGGGAGCAGGAAAAGUGAUGACCCAGGCAUUGGUGCAGUGCUCACCCUGGAUUCAGGAGGACCCGAGGCUCCCACUGCCCGUCUUAAGGCUGCCACUGCUGCUCCUGUCUCCGGAGGGUUUGUCCAUCCACCAGGAGCAAUGAAGGACAAGGAAGUCCAUGCAGGAGGGUUUGUCCAGCCACCAGGAGCAAUGAAGGACAAGGAAGUCCAUGCAAAGCACAUGAAGACAUUGCUGCAAAUGGUGUUGGAUGAGGGCCGCCAGAUACUGGCCUUGUCAGAGAGCCAGGACCUCCCUAGUACUCUGAGCAAGGGUGAACCACGUGACCCCCUGGAUGGCUUCCCAAGGGACAGACAGGCUCCGUUGGAGGUGACUACUGACAGAGGGGAGAAGGAGCCUUCUGACAUGCACCUAACAUGCAGUGAAGAGGUUCUGUGGGCCAUACAAGAGGUAUUUGCCAGAGAGCAGGAAAAUGCUGAGCUGCAACCUAGACCCUGUGGUUCAGAUGUAGGCAAUUAUAGUUCCUUAUUCAAGAGGCUGGAGAAGGUUAUUCAAGAACAGGGAGAUUUGCAGAAAGCCCAGGAGCAGCUGUGCCUACCAGACAGACACAGCCUGCUGUCUGAAAUCCAGGCUCUACGUGCUCAGCUUCGGAUGACACACCUGCAGAACCAAGAGAAGCUGCAGCAAUUGUGUGCGGCACUGACAAGUGCAGAGGCCCAUGGAAGCCAGCGGGAGCACCAGUUGCGAAAGCAAGUUGAACUAUUAGCAUAUAAAGUUGAACAGGAAAAGUGCAUAGCUAGCGACUUACAGAAAACCCUGAAUAAAGAACAAGAGAAAGCAAGUGAUGUACGGAAGCGCCUGGUGGUAGAACAGAGUGCACUACAGAAUUUGAAGUCAGAGCUGCAAGAGUGUAAGCAGGAGAACACAAGGCUACUGGAGUCCCUCAACAAGGUGCAACAGGAAGUCCUGCGGCUCAGAGCCAUGCUGGAUGGGAAGGAGAAUGAACUGAAGGUUGCACUUGAAGAGCUAGAGUGUGAGCGUGGAAAGGAGCGAGCCCUCCAGGCCCAGCAGGAGGAGGAGCAGUUGCGGCAUCUGCAGAGGGAGGGUCAGAGCUCCAGGGCCCUGGAGGAAUUGAAAAUAUCUUUGGAGAAGUUGCGUGCUCAAAAUAAUCAACUGUGUGUUGCAUUAAAACACGAGCGUGUGACAAAGGACAACCUGCAGAAGGAGCUGCAGAUAGAGUCUUCCCGCUGCGAAGCCUUGUUGGCACAGGAGCAGAGCCAGCUUUCUGAGCUGCAAAGGAGCCUGGAGGCUGAGAAGAACCGCUCACUGGAGCUGUCAGAAGCCUUACAGCACGAGCGGCUCUUGACUGAGCAGCUGAGCCGCAAUGCACAGGAGGCCUGUGUCCGCCAAGAGACACAAGUGCAGCAUGCUUUGUUGCGAAAGCUGAAAGCAGAGAAGGCCCAUGCUUUGGAACUGCAAGCCAUGCUUGAAAAGAUGCAGCAGCAGGCUGCACAUGCACAGCAGCAACUGGAAGCCCAGGCUCAGGAGCGCUGCGUAGAACUCAGGCGAGACAAAGAGAGAGAACUAGAAUUACAGUGCCAGCGUGAUGAGCAUAAAAUCGAGCAGCUUCAGCGGAAGGUGAGAGAGCUGAGGUGGAAAGAGGAGGUGCCUUGGAGUGAUGUCCCUUGCCGGGGUUCCCCACGCCUGGCAUCUCUGGAGGUGGACCGUGUCCGGGAACAACAACAGGAAUUGGAGAAGAUACGGCAGCAGCUGCUAUGUGCAGCUGGGCUCCUGACCAGCUUCACCAACCACACUGUGGACAGGACAAUUAAAGAUUGGACAUCGUCAAAUGAGAAGGCAAUGUUAUCCUUAAUGCGUACUCUCGAAGAACUGAAGUCUGAGCUGAGCAUGCCCACCUCCUCUCAGAAAAAAAUGGCUGCAGAACUACAAGUCCAGCUUGUGGAUGAGCUGCUGAGAGAUAAUGAUUCUCUUACAAAAGCAGUCAGUACAGCAGCCCGAGAGAAAACAGAGCUGUGCAGGGCUAUGUCACGGCUUGAGAAGACUCUGAAGUACCAUACACAGAAGGGCUGCAACCUCAGUAGGCCUGGCAAGUCUGCGUGGAAACAAGAUAUGACAGUUUUGAACAGUUCUCCACAACACUCAGACCCAGGGUGGUGCACACCAACUACAAGUGGAGAAGCAAAUACCUGCAAUAUCAAAAUGGAAAAGCUGUACCUGCAUUAUCUGAGAGCAGAGAGCUUCAGAAAAGCUCUGAUUUAUCAGAAGAAGUAUCUUUUAUUGCUAAUCGGUGGAUUCCAGGAUUCUGAACAAGAAACACUCUCUAUGAUUGCUCAUUUGGGGGUAUUUCCUUCUAAAGCAGAUAAGAAAAUUACCACAUCACGUCCUUUUACCAAGUUCCGCACUGCUGUUAGGGUAGUCAUCGCAGUAUUGAGAUUGCGUUUUUUGGUUAAGAAAUGGCAAGAAGUGGAUCGGAAAGGAGCUCUAGCCCAAAGCAGAAGCACCCGCCCAGGGCGUCGAGUGCCACGGCGGCAGCAGUCUCCAGAAACCAGAGCGUCCCUGCCAACCCCAGACUUGCCUUCAGGCUACAUCAAGGACUCUCAGCACAGCCCCAGAUCUGCAGCAGCAGUCUCCCUGAGCAAGGCAGAAAGAUCAACUUCAUCACCAAAUUCAAGAUUAGAAAGAUCGUUGACUGCUUCUCAUGAUCCAGAACAUUCCUUGACAGAAUAUAUUCAUCAUUUAGAAAUGAUCCAGCAAAGACUUGCAGGAGUACCACCAGAUUCUACUCAGAAAUCUACUCAGAAAUCCAGCCACCAGAAGAUUAAGCAAUGAAUAAAGUCCUGUGGCCCCUAACCUUU